UGACAAUCUGCACGCGUGCGCAAGGUACAUCGAGAGGCCGCUACUCAUCGGAGGUUUCAAGUGUGACUUUCGAGUGUAUGUAUUGGUGGUCAGUGUGCACCCACUGAAGGUUUACAUCUACUGUGAUGGUCUAGUGAGGUUUGGGACGAGCCGGUAUGACCUUGCCACAUUAUCGGACAAGUUCUCGCAUCUCACCAACAGCUCGAUAAAUAAAUUAUCACCAACGCUUGCGACUGAUAAACACGAAAUAGGCCCGGGGUGUAAAUGGGAGUUCAAGCAACUAGAAGCACAUUUCCGUUGUAACAAAGUGGAUGAUAAGUUUAUGUGGUGCAAGAUAAUCAAUCUUGUGAAUGCAACACUAAUCCCGACGGUGCCUUGCAAUUCUGGUCGGCAGAAUUACUUUGAACUUUUCGGCUUCGACGUGGUUGUUGAUGAAACGAUGCGCCCAUGGCUAAUAGAAGUGAACUGCUCACCAGCACUCCAAGUUGAUUGUUCUGUUGAUGAGGCUGUGAAAAGGCCGCUGAUUGAAGACCUUGUGGACGUUGUCUACCAUCCUGAUGUGAAUUCGCCAAGUUAUG
Molecule: messenger RNA, 578 nt
Organism: Perkinsus marinus ATCC 50983
Lineage: Eukaryota; Perkinsozoa; Perkinsida; Perkinsidae
Product: Tubulin--tyrosine ligase, putative
Exons: 5
Biological process (GO): microtubule cytoskeleton organization; protein polyglutamylation
Cellular component (GO): cilium
Molecular function (GO): tubulin-glutamic acid ligase activity; tubulin binding
Source: RefSeq, a predicted model, not a curated record